Molecule: messenger RNA, 593 nt
Organism: Emiliania huxleyi CCMP1516
Lineage: Eukaryota; Haptophyta; Isochrysidales; Noelaerhabdaceae
Exons: 2
Source: RefSeq, a predicted model, not a curated record
CGCCGCCGCCGCCGCCGCCGCCGCCGCCGCCUCCACCGCCUCCGGCUGCGCCCGCCGCGGCCGCGCGGGGCGCGGGAAGCAGCGGCGCGGGCGUAGUGAGCGGGAGCAGCUACUCGCAGCUGAUGUCGGGCGGCGCCGACGGCCGGGCUGCGCCGGCGUGAAUGGCGGCGGCGGCCGCGGCCAAGCCGCCUGCGCCGCCGCCGUCCGCGCCGAAGGCGCCGGUGGUGGAUGCGUCGUUGUACGAGGUGGAGGGCGCGGCGUCGCUCGACGAGGCGGGCUACCGCCGCGCGCUCGAGCGGAAGCUUCUGCUGCAGAAGCUCGAGCGGUACAAGCAGCUGGGCGACGAGCACGGCGUGCAGGCGACGGAGGGCUACCUCGCGUGGUUCGACGGCCAGCAGUAGCGCGCGGACUUCCGCGGUGAGGCCGCUCACGCAGUCGUAUAGAAGCUGUGUUGCCGGCAGAGUAUGCGCGGCGUCGGGAGCGAGAGGCUGAGUGGCGACAUGGGGCGGGCUAGUGCCAAUUCACUCAGAUGACCCACACACAUUCGACGGCAAUAGUUACCCCUUUUCACAAGGCUCUUUUUUCUUUCAUUC